Messenger RNA from Aquila chrysaetos chrysaetos, 3314 nucleotides. It is a transcript of the gene SLC5A12, whose product is annotated as solute carrier family 5 member 12. The transcript is spliced from 15 exons. Gene Ontology annotation, biological process: sodium ion transport; transmembrane transport. Gene Ontology annotation, molecular function: symporter activity; lactate transmembrane transporter activity. The coding region runs from base 176 to 2065 and encodes 629 amino acids. NCBI's taxonomy places the organism in Eukaryota, Metazoa, Chordata, Aves, Accipitriformes, Accipitridae. Gene Ontology annotation, cellular component: membrane. The record is from RefSeq and is a predicted model, not a curated record.
CUGGAUUUAAAAAAAAAAAAAAAAAAGUCUCCUAGCUGAACAGUCUUUCUGUUUAUUAUUUGUCAUUGAUGAGCUACAGAUAAGCUUCAACUUUGCUGUCAACUGAGCUAAUUUGUUCAGAGCAACAGCUACAGAAAACUAGAAUCCUCCAUCAGAGAAUUGUCCAACGGGUGCUAUGUCAAACUUUGUAGCUCCACAAGUCAAAAAAUUUGUGGCUUGGGACUAUGUUGUUUUUGCAGCACUAUUUUUAGUAAGUGCUAGCAUUGGAGUCUUUUUUGCUGUUAAAGAGAGGAAAAAGAAAACCUCAAAGGAAUUUUUGGUGGGUGGUAAGCAGAUGACAUGUGGACCAAUCGCUUUUUCUCUCACAUCAAGUUUCAUGUCAGCAGUAACCGUUCUGGGGACACCCUCCGAAGUUUAUCGCUAUGGGGCAUCCUUCGUGCUAUUCUUUCUUUCGUAUGCGCUUGUCAUCAUUUUUACUGCUGAACUUUUUCUACCUGUAUUUUACAGAUCUGGCAUUACAAGCACUUAUGAGUAUUUGGAGUUAAGAUUUAACAAGAUUGUCCGUCUUGCUGCAACAUUGAUCUACAUCCUGCAGACGAUCCUUUACACGGGAAUAGUGGUUUAUGCUCCAUCACUGGCACUCAACCAAGUCACUGGAUUUGAUCUCUGGGGCUCUGUAGUUGCAACAGGAAUUGUCUGCACUUUCUAUUGCACUCUGGGAGGAUUAAAAGCUGUUGUCUGGACAGAUGCAUUUCAAAUGAUCGUCAUGGUGGUUGGCUUCGUGACGGUUUUGAUUCGAGGAACUACUCUGAACGGUGGAUCGACCAAGGUCUGGGAAGUUGCCUAUGAAGGAUCACGACUAAACAUAUUUGACUUUGAUGUCGAUCCUUUGAGACGACAUACCUUUUGGACAAUUGUUAUCGGGGGAACAUUUACAUGGCUAGGGCUCUAUGGAGUUAAUCAGUCCACAAUACAGAGAUGCAUUUCUUGCAAAUCGGAAAAACAUGCUAAACUGGCACUUUACCUGAAUUUAUUGGGACUUUGGACAGUUCUGGUGUGUGCGGUAUUUUGUGGUUUGGUGAUGUACUCUCAUUACAAGAGUUGUGAUCCUUGGACUGCUGAUUUCAUUUCAGCACCUGAUCAGCUCAUGCCGUAUUUUGUUAUGGACAUUUUUUCUUCGAUGCCAGGAGUCCCGGGACUGUUUGUUGCCUGUGCAUUCAGUGGAACGCUAAGCACGGUAGCUGCCAGCAUCAACGCUUUAGCGACUGUUACCUUUGAAGACCUGGUCAAGAAAUGUUUCCCAAACCUCUCCGAGAAGAUAAGCACGUGGAUCAGCAAAGGCUUAUGUAUAUUAUAUGGCGUCCUGUGCACUUCGAUGGCUGCAGCAGCAUCGCUGCUGGGAGGAGUUGUGCAGGCUUCCCUCUCCAUCCAUGGGAUGUGUGGGGGGCCCAUGCUGGGAUUAUUUACCCUGGGAAUUGUGUUCCCUUGUGCUAACUGGAAGGGUGCAAUCGGAGGCCUCUUAACUGGGAUCACCUUAGCUUUUUGGGCUGGUACCGGCUCUUUCAUUUACCCCGCACCACCGACAAAGUCCAUUCCCCUGCAACUGUCGACUCUCAACUGCACGCUGGCUAACGGCACCGAGGCGCUGACGACGGCGGCGACGACGGCGGCUCCCGACAGGCCUUUGCUGGCAGAUACCUGGUACUCCCUGUCCUACCUGUACUUCAGUGCCAUCGGCUGCCUAGUCUGUGCCAUCGCAGGGCUGUUGAUAAGCUUUAUAACAGGCCCUAGUAAAGGAGAAGAUAUCCCGCCAGUGUUAAUCAAGCCAGUCUGCAACCUGUUUUGCUUCUGGUCCGAAAGGCUCAAAGUUUUCCUCUGGUGUGGCGUGCGGCACGACAGCCCGGAGGUGGACUUUGAAAAAAAUCUGCAUAAAGUUAUUGCAGACGAAACUGGAACAGAUGACACCUUCAAGAAUAACAUCAACAAAGAAAACAAACGCCAGUUCCCUGAUUACAAUCCUGAGGAAAAUCCCUUUACUAAUAUGAGCAGAGAAACUCGUCUCUAGAAGCUGAGGGACAAGGGACAUUUAAUCAAACUUUAUUUCUCCAGCUUCAGAAACGAAGAGCUCUCUUUAUCGCAUUUACCAGCUUGUAGAUGACCAAGAGGGAACGAUUGCUCUCUAUAGCAAUAAAGGCCAGAUUUUUAUUUAUGAAUUUCAUGACAGACCUGGGAAAUCAUCGGAGAAGGGGGUUUUGGAAGCACUGCUUUUUCAGAAGAAAUGUUUCAUGAAUCUUGUCGUGGAAGCUCCUGCUCGGAAUUAGCCACAACACGUCUCUAUCACAUACUCUGCUCAGUAACUAGACAUUGAAGGGAAACGUGCAAAGGUGAACUUGAGAUAAAGCAAGAUUUCGGAGAAGUUUCUGAGGUCUCUCACUAAGUUGAGACUGUGAACUGCCCUCUGAUAGAGGAAUCCCCAGGGAGAGCGGGGAGGUCAGGCUGAGCUAGUCUCUGCCCAUUCUUAGGUAUCGCAAAAAGCCUCCUCACAGGAAUGUUGUAUAGACCGGACUGGUCUUUGAGUGACUGAGUUAAUUGUGUUUGCUUUCUCUGCAGAACUAAGAUUUCUUUAUAAUGUCUUAUUGUAAAAGCUAUAGGAGAGAGUAACAAAUUUUACUUUGAAUUCAGGAUAGUUCUUUAUCCGUGUUAGUCUUGGAAAGACAUCCUUUCAGCUCAAAAAGAUCCGCCUACUACCUUUAUGCAAUAAAGAAAAAAACCCAACAUUUGAUGAUGAUGCCUCCUAAUUGAUAAUCCACGCUGAAUUUUGGAAAAAGGCACGUGACUAGGCAAAAUAAUCCGUCCGGUAAAAUGUCUUGGAAGAAGGUACGUAGUCCACUAAGUGCUCUGUUUCAGCGAAACACAUUUCAUCUAAAAUUUGCCUGAUGUAAAUCAAACUCAAUAGACCACGUCUCACCUUGAUAAUCUUCUGGAUGUAGUUUUUUGGGUGAAUGUAUUUGUUUUUAAACCAAACUCACAACUGAAUGAAACCAACUGAAUGAAAAUAUCAAAGAUGACUCAGCUGUGGGUUAUGGACCCAACUGAUAUUUAGCUCAUAUUGCUCUGAAGCACCCAGCUGUUGCUUUUGCUUUAUCAGGACCAUCUUUGUGAUGUGGAUUUAGGUCAACCUGGUUCUUGAGGUUACUUCCCCUGUCUGUGUUCAUGCCUUACCUCUGGGAACGGUCCCAGGAUAUUCAAUCAGAGAACAGAAAUAGCCGUCUGUAAAUGACACUGCCUUGCUCGCACAGGACAGUUUGUCAACA